Molecule: messenger RNA, 10613 nt
Organism: Varanus komodoensis (Komodo dragon)
Lineage: Eukaryota; Metazoa; Chordata; Lepidosauria; Squamata; Varanidae
Gene: SETD1A
Product: SET domain containing 1A, histone lysine methyltransferase
Exons: 20
Coding region: 415-6207 (1930 amino acids)
Cellular component (GO): Set1C/COMPASS complex
Molecular function (GO): protein binding; histone H3K4 methyltransferase activity; RNA binding
Source: RefSeq, a predicted model, not a curated record
GCCCAUUGGCAGAAGGCAGAGUAGAUGUAUGAGAAACAGUAAAUGGAGAGGGAGGUGCCAAGGGACCAGAGGUCUGGCAGGACUUCAGAGGGAAUGAGAUAAGGGGAGAUUUUCAGCAGGUUUGGUGGGUGACCAUAGAUUUUUUCUUUCCCAUAGAGACAGGAUUCUGAAUGUGAAAGCUGAAGUCCAGCAAAGAGAAUGGGAGGAGCUAUGAAUAUAUUAGGGACUGAAGUAAGAGAGGAAAAGUGAUCCCUUUUCAGAGCAUGGUGUUUCAAGAAUUGUGUUUCACAUUAUGGAUUGAAGAAACUCCUGAACUUAUUGGGGAGAAGGGGGGGAAAUUGCCUUGUCUUUUCAUUGGAUUUUGCCAGUAGCUUGACCACAGGAGAUAAUCUACAGCAGUGUAAAUGAGUCAGAAUGGAUCAGGAAGGUGGGGGUGACUUCCAGAAAACCCCUAACGUCCAGUGGAGAAACUACAAACUCAUUGUUGAUCCAGUGCUAACGCGUGCCCCGCACAAGAUCUACCGCUAUGACGGAGUGCAUUUCAGCACCAAUGAUUCGGGUCAUGUCCCUCUGCGUGAUGUGCAGGAUCCCAGACACAGGAUAUGGCCCAAAAACAGAGACCUUUCCCUUCCUGUCCCAAAGUUUAAGCUGGAUGAGUUCUAUGUGGGCCAGAUCCCUCUGAAGGAGGUGACCUUUGCCCGCCUCAAUGACAACAUCAAGGAACCCUUCCUGGCUGAGAUGUGCAAAAAGUAUGGAGACAUUGAGGAGAUUGAGAUCCUGUACAAUCCAAAGAACCGCAAGCACCUGGGUCUUGCCAAGGUGCUUUUUACCAGCACAAGAGGGGCGAAGGAAACAGUAAAGAAUCUGCACAAUACUACAGUCAUGGGCAACAUCAUUCAUGCCCAGCUUGACAUCAAAGGUCAGCAGCGAAUGAAAUAUUAUGAGCUGAUUGUGAAUGGUUCUUAUACACCUCAGACCGUUCCCACUGGGGGCAAAACACCGAAUGAGAAAUUCCCAGCAGAUUCAUCAGAUUCCCGAAGACGCCACUCAACCGAUUCCUCCUACUCUAGCAGUGUGAUGCCUUCAACACCUGGCAAUGGUACACCUUGCUCUCAGGACACUCCCUAUUCAAGCGGUCGGCAGGACACACCUUCUUCUUAUGGCCAGUACACACCACAGUCAUCCCAGGGAACUCCAUAUACCCCUCGGGGAGGAACACCAUAUUCCCAAGAUUCUGCCUAUUCUAGCAGGCAAGGGACUCCAGGCUACUCUACUUACCAGCCAGAAUCAACAUCAUACAAAUCCCGUCGGCAUGAGAACAGCUUUUCAGACUCUUACUCUCGUCGGCAUUAUUCUUCUUCGUCUUCAUCGUCCUCAACCUCCUCCUCCUCCUCCUCUCACUAUCGCAGCAAUGACCAUCACUACCCUCCCUACAGUCAGCAGUUUGAUGGUGGCAGCAGCAGCAGCAUCAGCGCUGCCACAGCCAGCAGUAGUCGGUACCAGCGUCUCUCAUCCACCUCAGAAGGGCGCCCUUCCUCCUUCUCCUCCUCAGCUCAUCGUUCCCAUCAAAGAGAGGACUCCAGUUUCCAUUCCCGACACCGGGAGCGCUCCCAGCGGGAUGAUACGGCACCUUCCUCCACAGCUGCUUCUGUCGCUGCUUCUGCCACCGCCACCGCCACCUCCUCCUCUUCCUCAUCUGUGACAACAGCUUCAGAUGGUGCUCAGUACCAGAACAGUCACAGUUUUGUUCAGCAGAGUGCGGAGCAUUUCCCAGCACCCAGUGUGCUCUACCCGUCUUACGCAGCCACUCCAGAGCCCUUCUCUGUUCCCCCUGAACCCCACACUGUGGACCAGGACUAUCGGCUGCUCCCCACAGCUGAGACUUUUGCUGCAAAUUCCCUGCCUCCCACAGAAUUUCUUGCUCAGGAAACGAAAGAGAACAUCAGCCCAGCAGUUACAUCGGCACUAGGGGUUGAUGACCAAUCCCAGUCUCCUGCGACCCAGACCUCACCAGCCCGAUCUGGCUCCCCUGCACCAGAAACAACCAAUGAGAGUGUCCCUUUUGCUCAGCACAGCAGCUUGGACUCCCGUAUUGAGAUGCUGUUGAAGGAGCAGAGGUCAAAAUUCUCUUUCCUCAAUUCUGACACUGAAGAGGAAGAGGAAGAGAAGGGGGGGCCCAAGGGGACGGAACCACAUGGGCCCUGCACUCCACCACCUCCCCUUCCAGUCAGCUUUGAAGAUGUCGUGCCAGUAUUGGACAUGGGAUCUGGAGCAGAAUCCCCCAAAGCCAAUGGGCAAGAUAGAGCAUCUCAGCAGUCAUCGGGAGAAGACAUGGAAAUCUCCGAAGAUGAAGCAGAGGUCGAACCCCCAACCCCUGUGACAGGGCUGUCUGAACCCCAUUUCUCUGUCAUGCCAACAGCUCUGGGCCACAUGAACCUGGGUGUUUCCUCAUUUACUCCCCACCACCGACCAGAACCUCCCCCGUCCUACCCCAUACAGCCUCUUAUGUCGGUCUCCCUCCCACACAUGGCGGGUAAGACCCACUCACUCUCCAGCUACGGUCAGGUUGGCCCACGGCACACACACCGCCUGUCAGACUUCAGAGGACGGUCGAGCAUGGUGGGCGGAGGCCGAGGGGCUCCCCACAUCUAUGACUUUGUCAACUCCAUGGAGCUGAUGAACCGGCUGGGCAACCAGUGGGGUGGGAUGCCCAUGUCUUUCCAAAUGCAGACCCAGAUGUUGAGCCGCCUGCAGCAGUUGCGUCAGAACAAAGGCCAGUUUGAGGACCCCUUCUCCUACCACCGGGAUGCAGCCUCUUUCUGUGGCCGGCCCCUCUAUGGCCAUGGCUACCUCCUGGACCAGAGCAGCCGCCACUUCCAGCGAGACCAGCUGUUCAUGCAGCAGCCGUCAGUCGUGGGGACUUCCGAGCAGCAGCAGCAACCGCAGCAGCAACAGCAGCAGCCGCAGCAGCAUUCCUCAGAACAGCCCCCGCUGCCACCUCCGCAGCGCCUCCUUGAUUUCCGGGCAGCCCCAUGGGGAUACCAGGAGGAAGUGACCACACCCCCACCACUCCCCAAAGACCCCCACGCCUCUGUUGUGGAUAGUGUCCUAGAAACACUUAUGCAAGAGAUGAAGAGCAUCAUGCAGCGCGACCUCAACCGCAAGAUGGUGGAAAAUGUGGCAUUCAGCACCUUUGACAAGUGGUGGGAGCGCAAGGAGGAGAAGGCCAAGCCUUUCCAGAGUACUGUUAAGCAGCCAGUCAAGGAAGAGGAGAAGGACAAAACCAAACUGAAAGACCCUGCUCUGCUUUCCUUGGUUGACUGGGCCAAGAGCGGUGGCACCGGUGGCCUGGAAGGGUUUGGCUUUGGGACUGGCUUUCGAGGAGUUCUCCGUCUCCCGUCCUUCAAGGUGAAAAGGAAAGAGCCAUCUGAAAUUUCAGAGGGCAGUGAUGUGAAGCAGCCACGACCUUCUACUCCUGUUGAAGAGGAUGAGGAGGAUAAGGAGUCCUCACAGAUAACCAAAGCCUCCAAGAGGGAAGAUGAGCGGAUCAAAGGUCCAGGAAAACGGCGGAAACUAUUCUGCCUGGACAGUGAAGGGGAGGAGGCAUCUGAAGACUCAUCCUCUGAGAAGGAGGAAGAGGAAGAGCAGCGGAGGGAGGAAGUCAAAAAAGGUGCCAGGGGACGCAGUUCAAAGAAUGCGGAAUCUGAAGAUGAAGGUGCAAGUGAUGCUUCUUCCAAGUAUUCUCUGUAUGGAGAGUCUGAUGAGGACAGUGACAGUACUUCUGAUUCGGAGAGCAGUUCUUCCUCCUCCUCCUCCUCCUCUUCCUCCUCUUCCUCUUCCUCCUCCUCUUUGUCAUCAUCCUCAUCCUCUGAUGAGGAGGACGAGGAGGAAGCUGAGAGCAUGGAGGAAACGGAUGAAUCUGCCAUGGACAGCUGCUCCGUGGAGCCACUGAGAGGCACAGAAGAGAGAGCAAGACAAACAACAGACGCUGAACACGUCAAGAAGAAACCAGAAGCUGCUGUGCGCCAAGGCCAUGGGAUAGAGGGGAAGCCUGCCCCUCAGAUGGAUACUGUACAAGCACCAGCAGAGAAGGAUGUGGGAAAAGUGCCAGAAGAACGACCCAGGCCUGAAGGGCGUCCUUCCUCACCCAUCCCACUGCUACCGCCUCCCAAAAAACGCCGGAAAACUGUUUCCUUCUCAGCCCGUGGUGAGGAUGAAGAGAUGAAGGGGGCCUUGGAGAAGCCACUGGAAUUGGCACCUUCGGCGCUCCUGCCUCCCCCACCGCCUCCCCCUCCCCCGCCCCCCACAGAGGAAGCACAACCUCCAGUAGCGCCUGUGGAACCCCUGCUACCAUCCCAAGUGUCCUUAGCCCCCGAUGCCCCGACCCCAGCGGCCUGUCCGCUGCCUCCCACCGUGUCCCCUGUCAAGCCAGUGAGUGCUGCUAGCCGCAGGCGGGAGCCUGCCAAAGCCAGCCAAAGAACAAUCAGCAACCUGCCGGCGGACCACGCGUCCCUGGUGAAGUGUUGGUCAGAUGAGCUGCUGGUGCCUGGCCGCUCCCGGAGCCGCUCCCGCUCCCGCAGCUCAGAGCCCCCGCGGGCGCCCCCGCCCCCAGAAGAGGACACGCUGCGCACCCGUGAACGCAUGGGGGCCUCCUCUCUGCUGGAGCUGGCCAGUCAACCCGACCUGGCCGUGCUGGCGGAUGUGGCCCUCAAGAUGCCUGUUGGGGCAGGCAGUGAAGAUUCUGAGGAGACUGAGACUUCAGACGAGGCUGAGGAGCCCAAGGCCCUGCCCGCCCCUCCCGCGCUGGCCCUCGGGGACAGCAGCAUCCUGAUGGAGCAUAACUACGCCAUGGCCGUCCGCGCGGCGCCGGUGACCGCUCCCCGCAAGCCAGACGAGGCGGUGCUGCCCAGCUCCGCUGACCUGCUGCGGGUGGACUUGUACAGUGAGCACAUUGGCGAGGUGCUGGAGGCUCCCGAGGAGGUGGUGGCAGAUGCCAGCGAGGUCAAGGCGGAGCCCGACGUGGGCGACCUUGUGGCACUGCCCCCUCCGCUUCCUCUGCCUGCUGAGAAACCCAAGGCUGUGGUCCCAGAGCAGCAGCCGGCCAAAAAGCACCCCCACUGGCUCAAGGAGGAGGCGAUAAAGGACCCAGGACUGUUACCCUUUGGGCCUGAGGAUCUGUUUCCUUCGGAGAGCGAGGAGGAGGAGGACGAGGACGAGGAUGAGGAAGAGAGCGCUGACAGCAGCGAUGAAGGGGAGAUUCGCAGGAGAUCCUUGCGCUCCCACUCGCACAAGCACAUCCCGAGCCAGCCACCCCCUCCACCCCCGGUCUUUGAGACGCGCAGUGAGUUUGAGCAGAUGACAAUCUUGUAUGACAUCUGGAACUCGGGGCUAGACUUGGAGGACAUGAAGUACUUGCGGCUAACUUACGAGCGCCUGCUACAUGAGGACAACAGCACAGACUGGCUGAAUGACACUCACUGGGUCCACCACACCAUCACAAACAUUGCAAACCCCAAGCGGAAGCGAAAGUCGUCUGACCUGCGGGAGCAUCAAACAGGUUGUGCCCGCAGUGAAGGCUAUUAUCACAUCAGCAAGAAGGAAAAGGACAAGUACCUUGAUGUGUGCCCAGCCACUGUGCAGCAGCUGGAUGCUGUCGAUACGCAGGGCACCAAUCGCAUUUUGUCAGAACGGCGAUCAGAACAAAGACGUUUGCUGAGCGCCAUUGGAUCUUCUGCCAUUCUCGAUAGUGAUCUUCUAAAACUUAACCAGCUUAAGUUUCGGAAGAAGAAGCUACGAUUUGGCCGGAGUCGAAUUCACGAGUGGGGCCUCUUUGCCAUGGAGCCAAUUGCUGCUGAUGAGAUGGUCAUUGAAUAUGUGGGUCAGAACAUCCGGCAGGUGGUAGCUGACAUGCGUGAGAAGCGGUAUGCCCAAGAGGGCAUUGGGAGCAGCUAUCUUUUCCGUGUGGACCAUGACACAAUCAUCGAUGCCACCAAAUGUGGCAACCUGGCCCGCUUCAUCAACCAUUGCUGCACGCCCAAUUGCUAUGCCAAAGUCAUCACCAUAGAAUCCCAGAAGAAGAUAGUCAUCUACUCCAAGCAGCCCAUCAGCAUCAAUGAAGAGAUCACAUAUGACUACAAGUUCCCGAUUGAGGAGAACAAGAUUCCCUGCCUUUGUGGGACAGAGAAUUGCCGGGGCACUCUGAACUGAGACAUAACCAUGGCAUUCGUAUUUAUUUUGUUUUCCCCACCCGGAACUCCAUGGAGACAUGCUGGGAAAAUUCUCAGUUACCUUAAGACCCAUCCAGAUAACUUAACGUUCCUAGCCAAUGAGAAAGCACUUCCCUUUCUUCUGAUUCUAAUCAAUGAGAAACUUCUCUUUCUUCUUUCCAACCCUAACUUUUCUAUGGGAAAAUCAGUUAACAAAACGUGUAGAUUAUGACCCUUUACUCUGAAGGUAAAUGCCCAUCCUUCAUCAGAUUUGGGGAACCCAUGGAUCAGUUGCUAAUUUUAUAAGACCAACUGGCUUCACUUCUCAGCUCAGAGAGCAUCUAGCUCUGGGGCCGGAGGGGGGGGGGGGGCGGUCUUUUUAAAUAUCUGCUUCAGUUUAUGGCUUUCCAGCACAAUCAUUAAUUAGCAAAACCUUGAGAAAGGCAAUUUUUAACCAGGAUUUCUUGUGAAAUAUUUCAAAGCAUAAUUCUUGGAUGCUGGUAGCAAUCAGAGCAAAAAGCUGCCCAACUCUUGAAAUGUAGGAGUAGUUGAUCAUUUUGUCCUCCCACCUGAUUUCCAAAGCGGAGAGGUGUGAGAGAGAGGAAGUGAUUCUGGACUAAGUACCUUUUUCCCAGAGGACAUUGAUCUGUCUCUGAAGGACCCGCUGAAACAUGCUUUGGAUGCGCUGGGUUUGCUGCCCUGCAGAAUUAGAGUGUGAGCUAGUUUGCCUGUGAGGGCAGUCCAUCUGAACACCAAAACUGACAGGUUGUCCUGCAUGAGCCACCACGCAACCCGUAACAUGCCUGUUGCUUCUGCUUUACCACACAACCCCCACUAUCAGCUCAUUCAUAGGUUGUGCAGCAUGACAUGCAAACCCAGACUGCUGGGCUGUUUAGGGACUAAACAAUCCAGCGGAUCGUUUCGGCAUCACACGUCCCAACCUACAAGGGAGUUGAUCAUGGAUUGUGUGGUAAACUGGAAAAGGCAGGGCCCACUCAUGCAUAGGAGCCCACAUUUUCUUAAAUGUAUUGUGCUUCAUGUGAGCAGGUCCUAUAUUUGUUGUCAUGAAAACCCCCUGCUUUAAGGAUACCUCUUCCAGUAGAAUCACCAUUUCAUUUAUUCUUUCAAGUACUUCAGACCAUAAACAGAGAUCCUGAAACCAGAUUGAUUUUGUUCUUCAUACUGCAAUCUCCCUAUCCUUUUCUUUCCUGCCUCUUUUUCUGUCCUGGAACAUGUAGCAAGAAGUGGGCCGGAAGAAACAUUCUACCAUAAUAAUGAAAAGGGUUCGCAUUUCUCUCCUUGCUACAGUUAACAGCUUCAGCCAAGCUGACUUGUAGCAUAAGCAAAGACCUUUCCACAACACCCACCCCUAAUGAUUUUUCUUUAGGAGAAGAAAGUUGUGUAUAUAUCUAUUCCAGAUGGAUUGGCUGUUUCUUGUAGAAACACAUGCGUUUAUUGAUAUGUAAAUAUUUUAUUAUUUUUGUUUUCCACUUCAUACUAAAAAGAAAAUUGUAAAUAAUGUUGCAAUGUAUUCCUUCUCCUGUUUUUAUCUCCACUUGCACUGUGCCACCCUUUUCUUUUGAUGCAAAGUGGGACUUUUUUUUCUCCUGGGGAAAAAGCAUAAUAACCCUUUGGGUUAUACAUUGGAGGGGUCAAAAAGUGUCUGUCUUAAAUCCAAAUGGGAGUCAGUUCUGAAAGGUGGAAGAUGUUAAAACUAGGCAUAUAGAAAUAUUUUAGCAGGGUUUUUUUACUUGUUUACUGUUUGUAUUUUGUUUGCUGUUCUUUUAUGUUUAGUAGUACUCAGUGUGUUGAUUCCAUUUUCUUCAAUGAGUGUUUCCCUCAGUGUACUGCCCAGAACUGUGAAGACUCUUGGCUGAAUCUCCAUUCCUUUCAGGAGAAACAACACACAACAUCUGCAAACAGAAAAUUUUGAAACUGUUUGAAUAAUGGGAAUAUGAGAUGGUUCUUUCAGGGAAAGAUCAGCUAAGUAGCUAAGCUUUUCUGCUGUUGCUGCUCAUUUGUGUUUCAACCUUUCCCCAGACAGACCAGCCACUCAAAUGGAUAAUUCAUUUCCAUCUGUUAGGAGUAAACAGGUGUUAGUUAGACAGAUAGAAUGAGAAAUGGAUCCUCUGUGAGAAGGUGCCUUCUAUUGACCAUUCUGGCAUUUGGUGUGAAUAUGAGAAGUGGCCAGGCAAGCGCUGUGUUCCAGGGGGCAGAGCUGCAUAUUAACAUCAGCAAACACAGUUUGCCAACAUGGGAGAAAAGCAGUUGGGAGGAGGAUGUACUUAUGUUUCUCCCACCUGCUGCUUCCUUUCCACAAUCCAGUGCCCAUCUCCCCUCUACCUUCACCAGCUGGGAUCUGGGAGUAGAGAUUAAACCAGUCCAGGUAAAGGGGUUACAGAAAGAAGGCAUGUUGAGUGAAGGGCUAGCACCCUUCCCCCACCAUUUCUCCCCUACAAAUGCCCUGUCCUCACCUCCCCGAUAGUUUGUAAACAGAAUAAGGAACCUGUUGAUUGAUGUAGUUGGCACAUAGUUCCAACCUAAGCUUGUUCUAGUGUUUUGAAGGCAUGUCAUGGUGAGAAUUUGAUCAGGGCAUAGGAACCAGAUCUAGCAUUACUUUUUUCAGAAGUGAAAUAUUUGUAACAGGCUCUCACAAACAGGCUUUGUCUUCACAGAACUCUACAGGUUCUUUCCAUUUUACCACUCUUGAAAGAGGAAGUUUUGAUAGCCUUUCUUAGCAACCCACAUGGUGAAUUAGCAAGGCUGAUCGUUUGAGAAAGGAAAAUGGAAAGGCAGGGCAAGGUGACACUAGUUUGUAUGCUGUUGUGUAACUACAAGGGGAAAAAAUGAAAUGCAUGCAUACUCUUAAUUUUUCUGUCUGUGGGCAUGUGCAUUUCUUCUUACUGGUUUGGGUCUUGGAUUUUUUUCAAACUUUAAGUUGCAGUCUUACGGCCUCCAGACAGUUUUAGAUGGCCAUUGAAGUAUUUGGUGCUGCAGCUCUUAUCUCAGAAAUUUGCUCCAAGGUUGCAGGGGAUGGAGGUUUCUGGGUAGGGAGUGGGGGGAGGAAACGGACUCCCAGCAAAAUUUUGGCAGCACCUCAGAAUCCUUUCCUUGCAUUCCAGGACAGAACACAUGAAUGGUGGCAAUUGGCCAGCUAAGUGUUUUAAGGUGGGAGAAGUGCAGAGGUGACCUUCACUUCCACACUCUUCCCACCUGCGGUGGGAUGGGAUGUCCAUAAUCCUCUUGAAUUUGUAGGGUUACAGGCAGCCUCAUUGCAUUGUGCUGCCUGUUAUUUUCCAAAUUGAGCCUUUUCCUAAUUUUAGGUUAGCUUCACUCAGUAGCAAACGUGCUUCUGGCAGUUAAGAAAUCAGGCAGCGAGAUGUGGUUGUAUGCACAUUCCUCAGGACUUUCUUUGAAAAACGAACAGCCAAAAUGUUUGUUUCCAUAAGGGUUCCUGUUUCAGCGACUCCAGUCCUUUAAGAUAGUUACCAUCUGAAACUAGAACCUUCCACAUCUCACUGAGUUCAGUGGCCACUUACACAGAAUAAGCCAUUUAGCUAGCCUUUCUCAGUUUAACUGGUUGCCGAUAUGUAACGUUGCUACAUUAAUUGCCAACAAGCCUGUCUUUAAGCACAAUGCAUUUGCAUGGGAAGAGAGAAGAAAUUCAGUUAUGUAAUUUCUCUGAAUUGUGUCAGGUGGCCAGCUUUUGAAAAGCUGACUAAGUCUCAGCAUUCUGGCAUGACACAUCAAGCUUCUGGUUUUGUUGGUUGCAAAUCUUUGCUGCUAAAAGCAUGUAUGACUUGACAUGUCUAGAAACACUGCUCUAAACUCCUUGACAUUUAAGAGGAAGUAAGGGCUGCUUUUAGAAAACACCUCCCCUCGAUUUAGGCUUGCUGGUAUGAAUCACUAAGGAAAUACAAGGAUUAGAACUAUGUGCUCUUUUUGUGCUUUGCCUCAUUGAAUUAGUGUUGCUGUGUCCUUAUUUUCAAGCAGAUGAAGCCCUCCUAUGUUCCCAAAUUGUGCAGGAGAGAUUCUUGGUCCUGCUCAUGUGUUCUGUUUCCUGGCAUACACUAAUGUGCCUUUUCCAGGUGUGAAUGAAAAUCAGUUACUAACUGGCAAACUGCUUACUUGGAUUUAUCAUGUAGCACCAAACUGUUCAUUUUGUCAAGAGUCCUCCAUUCCCCAGUGUUUAAAUAUAUGUGUAAUUCUUUAUAAGAUGCAGGAUUUUUUUUUUCAUUUCAUUUUCCUUCCCUUUUCAUCCUAAUUUGUAGAGCUUUGGUUGCUGCAGCAUUUCUCCCCAUUCCUUGCCAAAACUAGAAAGAAGGGAAACCAUGUUAGCCAGGCAGAUCUAUGCAGUUUCUGCAACUGUUAAGUCCUUCAGCCCAGUCUGACAGAAUAGAUGAGCAG